AUGGGAGGAGGGAGACGUCGACGGAGACAACAGACGCCGACGGAAACAACACACAGACGCCGACGGAGACAACACACAGACACCGACGGAGACAACAGACGCCGACGGAAACAACACACAGACGCCGACGGAGAUAACAGACGCCGACGGAAACAACAGACGCCGACGGAGACAACACAACAGACACCGACGGAGAAACAGACGCCGACGGAAACAACACAGACGCCGACGGAGACAAGACGCCGACAGAAACAACAGACGCCGACGGAGCAAACGACGCCGACGGAAACAACACACAGACGCCGACGGAGACAACACACAGACACCGACGGAGACAACAGACGCCGACGGAAACAACACACGACGCCGACGGAGACAACAGACGCCGACAGAACAACAGACGCCGACGGAGACAACAGACGCCGACGGAAACAACACACAGACGCCGACGGAGAACAGACGCCGACGGAGACAACAGACGCCGACGGAGACAACAGACGCCGACGGAACAACAGACGCCGACGGAAACAACCACAGACAGAGCAACCGACACCAACGCCGACGGAAACAAAAGACGCCGACGGAAACAACACACGGACGCCGACGGAACAACAGACGCCGACGGAAACAACAGACGCCGACGGAGACAACAGACGCCGACGGAAACAACACACAGACGCCGACGGAGAAACAGACGCGACGGAGACAACAGACGCCGACGGAGACAACAGACGCCGACGGAAAACAGACGCCGACGGAAACAACACACAGACGCCGACGGAAACAACCGAAGACAAGACGCGACGGAAAAACGACGGAAACAACACACGACGCCGACGGAACAACAGACGCCGACGGAGACAACACCGACAAAACACACAGACGCCGACGGAGCAACGCGCCAGACGCCGACGGAAACAACACACGACGCCGACGGAGACAACACACCGACGGACAACCCGACGGGCGGCCGACGAAAAACACGACGCCGACGGUGACAACAGACGCCGACGGAGACAACAGACGCCGACGGAGACAACAGACGCCGACGGAGACAACACGACGCCGACGGAGAACACACAGACGCCGACGGAAACAACACCGACGCCGACGGAGCAACAACAGACGCCGACGGAAACAACAGACGCCGACGGAGACAACAGACGCCGACGGAGACAGACGCCGACGGAGACAACACACAGACGCCGACGGAGAUACAGACGCCGACGGAGACAACAGACGCCGACGGAGACAACAAGACGCCGACGGAGCCAACAGACGCCGACGGCCAACACCGACGCCGACGGAAGGGGGGGGGGGACGCCGACGGAGACAACAAACGCCGACGGAAACAACACACAGACGCCGACGGAGCAACACAGACGCCGACGGAAACAACAGACGCCGACGGAGCCUCUACGAUGA
Messenger RNA from Homarus americanus (American lobster), 1425 nucleotides. RefSeq lists its product as uncharacterized. Bases 1 to 1425 code for a protein of 474 amino acids. The record is from RefSeq and is a predicted model, not a curated record. The transcript has 2 exons. NCBI's taxonomy places the organism in Eukaryota, Metazoa, Arthropoda, Malacostraca, Decapoda, Nephropidae.